AUGGGGGUCAGUGAGCUCGAAUAUUUUGGCUUCUAGAGGUAAUAUUCAGGGGCAAGGUACCGUCUCGUUCGUUGCUAUGGUAAACUCGCCAGCCAACCAGUAACGCAUGCGCACAGGGGGUAAACUAUUUGUUUUUGGAAUUUCGGCUUGCAUGCAAACGUUCGUGCAAAUUAUUUCUCUUCCUGUUCCAAUGGGAUUAUAGGCAACUAAGACAGCUGGGCUAACAUAUCAUAAUAGACCAUUUAAACACCAUGCAUUUGGUUCAAGCGCCUCUGUCUACGGCUACAACGCCUCGCGAAACGGUCACCAACUCUGUUCCCGUCAUGGCACCAACGGCCGAGGGAAACCUCAAGAUAAUGAACACACUGGAGACAAAUUCGGAAGUGAUGUGUUGUCGAUUCAAUCCUGAGGGAGGCCUGUUAGCGGUUGGUUUGGCCAACGGCGUUACUAAGGUCUAUGCGACCGAUACAGGCCAUUGUGUUUACAGCCUUUCGGACCAAGACACUUUUAAUAGCCAUUUGCCGGUGACUUGCCUUCGGUGGAAGCCGACAAAAGAAGGAGACAGUUACGGAAAUAUGUUGCUAGCAACUUAUGCUGAUGGUAAAAUAAAAAUAUGGCACAUAUCAACCAGUUCAUGUAUAGGAACAUUAACAGAAGCUUCCAAACAGAUCUUAGCAUGUGCGUACAAUUCUUCAGGAGAUAGAUUUGUCACUGCUGGAUCAGACACCAAGCUGAAUGUGUAUGAUGAGAGAACCAAACAAGUUAUCUGCACAUUGCAACCAAGUUCCUCACACCUGGUAAUGGAUGGUCAUAUGAGUCGUGUAUUCAGUGUGCAGUACACUCCUGGUCAGGACGAUGAAUUCCUGUCUGGAGGUUGGGAUGACACAGUACAGUUUUGGGACACAAGAGUUGACACCAAACAUUCAGUGAGAAAAAUCUUUGGACCCCAUAUCUGUGGGGAUGCACUAGACAUCCAGGCACUAAGUAUGUCAGGUUCCAGUCGGCAAAUCCUCACAGGAUCAUGGAGGAAAGACAAAACUCUUCAGAUCUGGGACUAUGGCUCAGGCAAGCUCUUAAAAGAUGUGCCCUCUGAUUAUAAUGGAAGUAUGCUGUACUGUGUUCAAUGGCAAGGUCCUGAUAGCAUCCUAGCAGGAGGAAGUGACAACAAUAUGAUGAGAUGUGUGGAUCAAGGAACUUUUCAGACCACUGGACGGCUUGUAGAUCUUCCACGUGCUGUGUAUACUGUUGAUUAUGAGAGACAUAGCCAUCAUCCAAUCAUUGCUGCAGGAACUUCUAACUUUAUUUAUCUUGUAAAGAGGACAUGAGUUUACUAGCGGUUACACAUCUAUUCAUUUUUGACUCUUAUACAUGUUAUGUCAUGAUAUUGUAGGCAUUCUUAUCUACAAAUUGACCUUAAAAUUCAAUGUCAAAACCUUGAGUCUAGAAUAGGUGUAUUAACUUUAUUUUUAAAACUGAGGGGGUAUAGAAAUUCUAUUUAAAAGGCCACAGUAACACAAUUAUUAAGUCUUCACUGUGCAUUUUAACAUGGCAGACUCCAACGUUCGAAUCCUUAGACUAGGUAAAAGCUGUCACCAAUUUGAUCAUUGUUACUUAAUAAAAGCCAAUGGACUCACAGAGAAGAUAAAGAAACCCUUCCCCAAAAGUAUAUGUAGCCAUAAACUUUUCAGUUGUGAAGCGAAUCCGAUAAGCAGUGACCAACCUCCCAAAGUAUUAACUUCAAAUAUUUUUGGAAGAAUAUAGUUUAAGGAGAAUUCCAACAAGUUUAAUCCACUUGCUCACAGUACCAUCUAAUAGUAUCAGUGAAUGUAUACAGCUGCCUCUUCUACCUGAACAAUGUUUUAAAAUUUUUUUAAAAAAUUUAAUAUGAAGGAGUUGGAUUUUAAUUGUCAGAUAAUUUCUUGUUGAUCAGGGAAAUUUGUGUUAUUUAAGAAGUUAGUUUAGGUUACUCUCCUAUGUGCCUGUCAGCACUAAGCGCAGUGACAAAGUUUCUCCACUCUUGUCUGUUGUGUGCUUGUUUCCGUCGGUGAUUCCCCAAGCAUCAUUUAGGAUGUUCAGCUCAGCUUUGACCAUUCCCCUCCAAGUUGUCUUUGGCCAUCAACAAAUUCUCCUCUCUUCAGGAAUCCACUGGACUGCUGUUAUUAUUUAUGAGAGAUUAUCUUUUUAAUUGACAAUAUCUGCAUAUAUUGGCACACUCAGUGGUCAUUGAAAUAUCAUUUAGAUGUUUAUUUGAUUGAAACAUGGACCUGUGUAUAUUGUAAAUUUGACAUGAUGCUCUUGCCAUUGACGACUGAAGUCUUAUUCAUAGAAACUCUCUUUGUCUUACUUCAAUAUCUGCUCAAACUAAAAAUUGAUAUUUUGCUCCUGUUAAUCUAAGUAUUGUGUGGAUCACAUAAUCAUAAAAACAAUGGUUCAGCAAAAAAAAGGAGUGCUGAAAAUCGAACAUUGUAAUCAGUUAAAUAAAGUUCUGUAAAUUUAGAGUUGCUUUUAUUCUUCAUACAAUUAAAUGCAAAUAAUAUAUACAGGAACUCAAGUCAAGAUCUAUCAUGUUUUAUGAUAUUUAAAUGUUAUGUACUACUAGUAAGAACAUUUGAGAAAAAAAAAAUAAAGUGAUUAAAUUAUUAUUA
This is a messenger RNA of Orbicella faveolata, 2645 nucleotides long. RefSeq lists its product as uncharacterized. Gene Ontology annotation, molecular function: protein binding. NCBI's taxonomy places the organism in Eukaryota, Metazoa, Cnidaria, Anthozoa, Scleractinia, Merulinidae. The record is from RefSeq and is a predicted model, not a curated record.